Acanthamoeba castellanii str. Neff is the source of this 900-nucleotide messenger RNA. RefSeq lists its product as uncharacterized. The coding region runs from base 1 to 900 and encodes 299 amino acids. NCBI's taxonomy places the organism in Eukaryota, Discosea, Longamoebia, Acanthamoebidae. The transcript is spliced from 3 exons. The record is from RefSeq and is a predicted model, not a curated record.
AUGACCUCCCCCAACAGCCCGUGGCGACCCAGCUCCACCGAUAACAGCAACACCAGGAUCGACCCUACUCAGCUCGCGCAGGCCAUGCAGGCCACAACCCCCUCUCCUCGAGGAACACAACCCAGAGACAAUCCCCCCUCGCUCUCCCUGUCGGCUGGACCGUCGUUCCCUGCAGCGCCCUACUCCCCCAUCGCCACCACAACGUCGUUCACGAACGGCGGGGUCGAUGUGGGGAACUUCAACAACAACGGGAAGGAGCUUAGCAAGAAGGAGGCCAAGAAGCAGGCCGCCGAGGCCAAGAAGCGGGAGAAAGAGGAGAAGAAGCGGUUGAAGAAGGAGGCCAAGGAGAAGGAGAAGGAGGCCAAGAGGGCGGAGAAGGAGAGGAGGAAAACCGUGGGUUCAGCAGGACGCAGAGGCAGCGCCAUCUCGGUGUCCUACAACUCGGUGCUGCCCUACGGCGGCCGGCCCGUGGGCGACUUGGGCUCCAGCGGCAACGUCCAGCUGCCCCAGACGCCCCUCUACUCCCCAUCCGUCACUGGCGCCCCGCUCAUCCCCCAGCCCCUCUCCGGAGGCACCUCGCUGCCCCCGCACGCCGCCCGAGCACUCGGCAGCUUCUCCGACGGGCCGCUCAACCUGCCCCCGCCACCCGUGGACUGGCCCUCGAACAGCGGCUCGGGCGGCUUCCUGAUGCCCGACGAGCCGCCCCCGAUGUUCAGCGGCUCGAGCUUCUUCGGCGCGCCACUGCCAAUGGACCUCCCGCCGCCGCCCAUGGACUUUGGCAUGAACAUUCCGCCGCCGCCGAUGCAGGGCCUGAUCCCUCCGCCGCUGGCGUUUGUGCCGCCGCCGCCGCUGUCGGACAACGGCCUCGAUCUCCACACGACCCGCCGCCACCCCCGAUGA